This is a messenger RNA of Serpula lacrymans var. lacrymans S7.9, 1578 nucleotides long. RefSeq lists its product as uncharacterized. The transcript has a single exon. Lineage: Eukaryota; Fungi; Basidiomycota; Agaricomycetes; Boletales; Serpulaceae. The record is from RefSeq and is a predicted model, not a curated record. Bases 1 to 1578 code for a protein of 525 amino acids.
AUGUUCCAAACGAACUUCGUACCUUCUCUAAUGCACGCAGAACAAAUCCACGAGCUGCGCAACGCGCACUACAAUGAACUUGCAGGCAUCAACUUGGAAGUAGAACGUGCUCGUGCGCUCCUGUCGAAGUUGGAAUACAAGCAGAAUGAGCUCAGAGUAGUGAUAGGAGAAUUGGAGGCGCUGCUCUCACCCAUUCGGCGUAUGCCAACGGAGAUUAUAGCAAAGGUGUUCGAACACUGCAUUCACUCCGAUGAAGGGCAACCUCGCGCCAAUGCAGUGGAAGCCCCACUACUGCUCGCACAGGUAUGCAGCGCCUGGCGGGAACUGUUGUUCUCACAUCCUUGCUUGUGGACUUCGCUCGAAAUAAUUUUCCCUGCUAAAUCAUCAGAAUGGACAAAGUUCAUACAGAACAAAACCAUGAUACUGCGGUUGUGGCUAUUGCGAUCAAAAUCACUUCCUAUCUCUCUCACUCUCGCGGAUUUCGGAGCACCGUGUAUUCCCUGGACUAGCCUGAUGUUGCUGGAUCAAGACCUUCUAACAGCUGCCAGUCGUCUAGAGACUUUGGCCAUCAGUUUGCGAUCAAGCACCAUGAGUUCUAUACUUACAUUCGCACAAUGCCACCUCCCGGCUCUACGACAUCUAGAACUCCACGACAGUACUUUCUUCACGGAAAGGCAGCACCCCGCUCCUCUCAUUUUACACUCCGCACCUCUUCUUCGAAGUUUCUCAGUUUCCUGGUGUAGCCUUGACCUACAGGAAUUCCAGGUACCUUGGGGUCAGCUUACAGAAUUAUCUGUGCUGUACGACGCAGGAUACCAAUGGGAGCCACGUCAUAGCGAUUAUGUUGAUAUCCUGGCGCAGUGCCGUAGCCUCGUGUCGUGCUCCCUAGGCAUUGGAUGGGUAGACGAUGCGGUCCGCUCCGAAGACAACCGUUCUGUCGCGCUUCCUCAUCUAGAAACGUUAAGAUUACGUUUUUACAAAUAUUCUUCUUACCACCAACGUCUAUUGAACACAUUAGAGGCUCCGGAGCUUCGGGAACUUGACGUACAGAACGGCAAGCGGGUGAUGGGACCGUACAGAGGACAGAGAGAAUGCUUUCCCUUGAUCGUUCGCUCAGCUCAUACUCUUGAAAAGCUGGUUCUGGAUAGCAUCGAUGCACCAGAUAGCGACGUCGUGGAGUGCCUUGAACACGCCUCCAAUCUCAGAUCGCUGCGUUUCCUUUGUAGCCCUAUGAGGAUACUUCGUGAUCUGAUCCCCGCACUCACUACAUCGCCCCCAGGCGGCUGCGCCGCCCCAAUGUCGCAAGCAACAUGUCCGCGAAUGGAAAAUCUUCAUUUCAGAUGUUCGUCGGGUGUUGCCGUUAGCGCUAUUGCGGACAUGGUGAGAUCUCGAUGUGGAGGGACCACCGCAGUGCGCGGCACUCCUUGUCUGAAGAAGUUUCGUUUGGAUUACGCACAUGUUGACCACGGGCCUGAUAUCCGGGACCAGAAGAUUGCUGCUUUGUCGUCACUCCUGAAGGAUUGUGUCGAGCAGGGGCUAGAGUUGACGUUGACCAAGUCGCAUGCCUCUGGGAAAUGA